UAAAAGGAAUGAGUACUGCACUGAACGAUCAACCUUGAUCCAAACUUCUCACCCAGAACUCAUCUCAUCUAUUACACUCAUGCUUUGAUAGGUGCUGAAUCGAAAUGGCAUCCAGAGCACUGUAUUCGCCUAGGCAUCCGAUGCUGAAGAAGCGGGAUGGUUUUGAAGACAUUCUGGAGGAGAGGCGACGUUCCAGUGAUCUGCGAUACGCACUGAGAUGCUACACUCCCACACUCUAUAAAGGGCUAGUGCCCUGCAAAGCCAGCAUGCUGAAAAGCAUCGUUCUGCAGUCGGACCACCUACAGUAUGUCAUUAAACAGGUUUCAUCAGAAUCAGGAGACCGCACUGAGUGUGUUGCGGAGGAAGCAUCUCUGAUUCUGGAUGAGAUGGCUCACCGUCUGCAGCUCAGCACCGUUCGUUUCUUUGCCUUUAUGCUCAACAAAGCCUUCAAGAGACUCUUCCGCAGCGUGUGUGUCAAUGAAGAGGGCAUCCAGAGACUCCAGCAGGCUGUGCAGGAACACCCGGUGGUUCUCCUGCCCAGCCACCGUAGUUACAUGGACUUCCUGAUGAUGUCCUACUUACUCUACAUGUACGACCUUCCCCUGCCUGUGAUCGCAGCUGGAAUGGAUUUCAUGAGCAUGAAGUUUGUUGGUGAGAUGCUGCGCAUGUCGGGAGCAUUUUUCAUUCGUCGGUCGUUUGGCGGUGAUAAACUUUACUGGGCUGUGUUCUCUGAGUAUGUGAAGACCAUGCUGAGGAAUGGAUAUGCCCCAAUUGAGUUCUUCUUGGAAGGAACUAGAAGCAGGACAUGCAAAUCUCUCACACCAAAGACAGGGUUGUUGAAUAUUGUGAUGGAGCCGUUUUUUAAAGGAGAGCUAUUUGAUGUGAACCUGGUUCCUGUCAGUAUCAGCUACGAGAGAAUUCUGGAAGAAUCUCUGUACGCCCGUGAGCUGCUCGGCAUCCCGAAGCCCAAAGAAUCAACCUCAGGUCUGUUGAAGGCCCGGCGGGUCUUGAGUGAGGACUAUGGCAGUAUGUAUGUGUACUUUGGUCACCCUGUAUCUGUGCGCAGUCUGACAGAGGGAAAAAUAACCCGCUCUCAGUACAACCUGCUGCCCAGGUAUGACACCUGCAAUCAGCCACGCUCAGAAUGUUUUGCUCUAAAGGCCUACAUUAUUCACACAAAGCAUUUGAAUGUAUUUUUAGCUAGUGCUUCUUCCGUCCUCACUGCCCUCGAUGGCGGGGCGGCUAAGGGGUAUGUGGAGAUCCCCCCAGUCGAGCGCGCUAUUGCGAUGCAGCUCUGCCCGCAAAGCGCCGCCGCCUGGCGGGGUAAUCCGCGCCUCCCGUCCAGGGCCUGUAAGUUCUCGUCCGCUCUAACGGCCAAGGCAUACAGAGCUGCUGGACAGGAACUGCGUACAGCGACGGACCUCGCCCUCCGGGCGACGAAAGUCACAGCGCGGUCCCUCGGUCAGACGAUGUCCACCCUGGUGGUCCAGGAACGACAUCUAUGGCUGAACCUGGCAGAUAUGAGGGAGGCCGACAAACACCGUUUCCUGGACUCCCCAAUCUCCCAGGCUGGCCUCUUCGGCGAUGCGGUGGAGAGCUUCGCCAAGCAGUUUUCCGCCGCACAGAAGCAGACGGAGGGGAUCAGACACAUCCUGCCCCGGCGGCCCGCUGCUGUCAUCACCCCGCCGCCGGCUGCAGUCCCUCCGCCCGCUCGUCGCCGAGGGCGCCCUCCUACUGCCUCCACCUCCGCUCCAGCUCGGCCUCAACAGCAGCCUUCACACCGGCCGCAGCAUGGAGCUGGCAGCAGGAAAGCGGCGCAGCCUGUCUCUGGCCCUGCCAGGCCCGUAAAGCCUCCGCCCGCUCGUCGCCGAGGGUGCCCUCCUACUGCCUCCACCUACGCUCCAGCUCGGCCUCAACAGCAGCCUCCACGAGCUGGCAGCAGGAAAGCGGCGCAGCCUGUCUCUGCCCCUGCCAGGCCCAUAAAGCGCCAGGCGAUCGACCUGAAGGACGCGUACUUUCAUGUUUCGAUCCUCCCUGGACACAGGCCGUUUCUCCGCUUCGCAUUUGAAGGGCGAGCAUAUCAGUACAAGGUCCUCCCCUUCGGGCUAUCCCUGUCGCCUCGUGUCUUCACCAAGGUCAUGGAGGCAACCCUCGUUCCAUUGAGGCAAAGAGGCAUUCGCAUUCUCAACUACCUCAACGACUGGCUCAUACUGGCCCAGUUUCGAGCGCAGUUGUGCGAACACAGGGACGUGGAUGUGGCUUCCGUAGCGUUCCCCUACUUGGGUACGCUUUCCCAGUGUUAUCCAAUGUCCCACUAUUUUACCAAUCACAAAGCCAUUUGUGUUCUAGACGACGUCUACAACUGUUUCAACUUUCUGAGAAACAUGUUCUCCAAUGAAUUUAUUCUUUGCCCUGGGGACUCGGUUCAGGACUUUGAAGAAGCGUGUUAUUUGCUCAUGAAGCGUGGAGUGUUGCAGGUAUCGGAGCAUGAGAUUGUGAUGUCAGCGAGCGGUCACAGCACCCUCGCUUUCCUGUCUUCAGUUCUGGACCCCUUCCUGCAGGGAUACCAGGUGGUGAGCCGCUAUCUGUGUGAGGAGACUAAUGAGAACCUGACGGAGAAGGAGUUUAUUCCUGCUGUGAGGAAUUUUGCACUGAAACUCAUAUUAGCAGGCCGUCUGAAGUGUUAUGAAGCUUUAUCCUCCGACCUGCAGAAGAACGCUCUAGCAGCUUUUCUGAGACUCAAAGGCGUGAGGAAGGUCAAAGUAGGAGAUCAGGUGACGCUGAAGGUAAACAAGAUUGCAGUGAACUCAUUGGAGGAUACGCUGGGAGGUAAAAUUCCUACCCAGAAGCCCAUCCUCGCUCGACUGUAGUCGUAUACGCACACGUGGAGUCUCUGGAGGGCCAAACCAAACUAAACUGCCUUCAUUAACAUAAUGCCAAAUUUUGCAAGGUGGCAUGGCUUCGCUGACUACAAAGGUUACCUGUCAUCGAGCUUUAAAGGGACGUCACGGGUUUGCCAUCUGGGACGCCCACAUUACGCUAGAAACACUCUUUUUAUCUCUCUCCCUCUCCGACAAGCUUGACAGCAGGUUGCCGUGUCUGUGAUCAGCCUUCGAUCUUCACCGUGUCUUUAUCAGACGAGUUUUAAACUGCUCUGAAGUUGCCAAGUAGAUGAAGACAGUGACACUUUAGAUUUUUUUUUUUUUCGCAUUUGAACGUCCUGUUACCACCGUUUGUGUGUGUUUUAUCUACAUCUGCACUAAAGAGCCUUCGCUUUGAUUUGAAACACUGUUACUGUUUGUUCUCACUGGAUUUGUGUUGGGUCUGUUAUCUUUUCUUCAUGACUUGUCUGAAUUGAACGGUUUUCUUUUGCUCUCUAGAUCUGGCCGUCUGUUGCAUUUGCUACGGAUCAAGGUUUUUAGGGAUCAUGUUACAAAAAUAGGUCACACGAAAGUGUGUUAACUCCUUCAGAGCUAAAGAAAAAUUGUCUUUUUGUAUCUGCUCUUAUAAAAGAAACUUGUAGUUAAAGGAACAGUUCACUCAAAAAAAUAAAAAUAAAAUGCUGAAAA
Messenger RNA from Sinocyclocheilus anshuiensis, 3569 nucleotides. RefSeq names its product dihydroxyacetone phosphate acyltransferase-like. NCBI's taxonomy places the organism in Eukaryota, Metazoa, Chordata, Actinopteri, Cypriniformes, Cyprinidae. Gene Ontology annotation, biological process: ether lipid biosynthetic process; triglyceride biosynthetic process; fatty acid metabolic process. The record is from RefSeq and is a predicted model, not a curated record. The transcript has 18 exons. Gene Ontology annotation, molecular function: glycerol-3-phosphate O-acyltransferase activity; glycerone-phosphate O-acyltransferase activity. Gene Ontology annotation, cellular component: peroxisomal membrane; mitochondrial membrane. Bases 105 to 2870 code for a protein of 921 amino acids.